Molecule: messenger RNA, 402 nt
Organism: Aspergillus tanneri
Lineage: Eukaryota; Fungi; Ascomycota; Eurotiomycetes; Eurotiales; Aspergillaceae
Exons: 3
Coding region: 1-402 (133 amino acids)
Source: RefSeq, a predicted model, not a curated record
AUGAAGAUUACACUUUACGUAGCCAACAAACCCGAAAACUCGAAAUUGAAGGUGGGUAUCACCUGGCGAGAUGACGGUCUUGAGAUGAUCCCGCAGGCGAUGAAGAAUUCGGUUCUAGCUGUCGAGCGGUCGCUUCGACGUGGUAAUCGUGCGGCGUGUUCCGAUGCGGCGUUGAAGUGGUUCAAACUGGAUGAAAUCAUGGAUAAAUGUGUACUGACUGAUGCAUCCGUUGAUCGGGCGAGGGAGGAGUUUCGCACUAUGAUUCGUGGUUGGUUUCAACCUUGUAAUCCGCCAGAGAAUGGGAAUUGGGAUGAGGGUGAGGAUGAGGACUUAAUUUUGGCUGAGCUGGAGUUUCCUGAUGAAUGUGUUCAGGAAUAUCUGAUCCCAUUCAUCAUCUUUUAG